Aureobasidium uvarum is the source of this 1098-nucleotide messenger RNA. The record is from the annotation of a GenBank genome assembly. Lineage: Eukaryota; Fungi; Ascomycota; Dothideomycetes; Dothideales; Saccotheciaceae.
AUGAUCAAUAUGGCACCUGUCGUCGAUGUACAUACCCACAUCUAUCCACCAGCCUACGUUUCGCUUCUUCGCUCUCGUAAUGCCGUCCCCUAUAUGCGAACUUUUGCCGACAAUCCAUCCGCCGGAGAAAGGCUUGUGAUUCUGCCCAGCGAAGACGCAGCAACAUCUACUGCACGCGGACGCCCCAUUGGUCCCGAAUACUACGAAGAAGAAGAGAAGAUCAAGUUCAUGGACAAACACCACAUUGACAUUAGCGUCAUAUCCCUUGCAAACCCAUGGCUAGAUUGGUGUGACGCAUCUGAAGCUGCUCAUGUCGCGACACAAAUCAACGACGAUGUCGAGCAGGUCUGUUCACGCCAUCCAGGACGUCUGUACGCUUUUGGUACUCUGCCAUUGAGUGCUGGAGCAGAUGCAGUAGUCGCCGAGAUCAAGCGACUGACAACACUUUCUCAUUUCCGCGGCGUAAUCAUCGGCACUUCAGGACUUGGAAAUGGAUUGGAUGAUCCGGCUCUCGAACCUAUUUGGUCUGCUCUCCAAUCCACCAAACAACUCGUCUUCUUGCACCCGCACUACGGUCUGCCUGCCUCUGUAUAUGGUGAUAGAGCAGCAGACUAUGGACACGUAUUGCCUCUUGCCCUAGGUUUUCCUCUCGAGACUACCAUUGCCAUCACCCGAGCCAUUCUCUCUGGCGUCUUUGAUCGCUUCUCAGAUCUGCAAAUGUUGCUCGCGCAUUCGGGCGGCACGCUACCCUUCCUCGCCGGCAGAAUCGAAUCCUGCAUCGCCCACGACAAUCACCUCAAACAAGCCAACAAGAUCUCUGGACGAAGAUCCAUCUGGGAUAUCCUGAGCACGAACAUCUAUCUCGACGCCGUGGUGUAUGGGGAAGCUGGAUUGAAGGCUGCCGUGCUAGCUAGUGGGAAGGACAGAUUGAUGUUUGGAACCGAUCAUCCGUUUUUUCCUCCGCUGGAUGAUGGGGAGGCAGAGUGGGUGUCUGUCAAGACGAAUGAGAGGGCUGUGAGUGGAGUGUUUGAUGGGGAUGGACAGGCUAGAGGUGAUGUUAUGGGUGGUAAUGCGGUUAGAGUGUUGAGGCUGGGAUAA